CUACUAUGUUCAUGGGCAGGUCCGGGUCGGGCCGAAUCGAGCUGUGAAAUAUUAAUGGUCCUCAAAAUUUAACAAAACCAAGCUUGAUUAUAGUCCCAACUAAUGCCACUACAAACCCCACGCCGUCUUCCCCUCGCCCCUCUCUCCCUCGUCUCAAAAUCGCGGGGGACAGUGGGAGUUGCUAACUUCAACGGAGAGAGAAGCAAGAAAUGGGAGGCAGAGGAAGGUCUCGUACUCAGAGAAAACACUUCCGUCAGAGCAGAGAGAAUGUUUGGAAGCGUAGCAAAUCUGAUAAUUCUGAACAAGAAGAGACCGACAACAACAACAACCCAAACCCCAACCCCAACCCCAACACUACUUGGGAGCCUUUCGCCACUCAAAACCAAGCCUUCGAUGAAUACUACAAGGAACAAGGUAUAGUAUCCCCAGAAGAGUGGGACACUUUCAUCCAAUUUCUUCGAAAGUCGUUACCUGCUGCUUUCAGAAUCAAUUCAAGUGGCCAGUUUUGUGCCGAAAUUCGCUCGCAGUUAGAGAAUGACUUUAUGAAAUCUCUUCAGUCUGAGGUAACUGAUGGGAGUGAAGAGGCAAUUUUUCCAAUGCCUUGGUACCCUGAGAAUCUUGCUUGGCAUUCAAAUUUUUCUCGUAUGCAGUUGAGGAAGAACCAAACCCUUGAGAGGUUCCAUGAGUUCUUAAAGCUAGAAAAUGAAAUUGGAAACAUCACAAGACAGGAGGCUGUAAGCAUGGUACCUCCGCUGUUCCUGGAUGUACGGCCAGAUCAUUUUGUUCUUGAUAUGUGUGCAGCUCCAGGUUCAAAAACAUUCCAGUUACUUGAGAUGAUACACGGAUCAACUGAAUAUGGUUCUUUACCUAGUGGAAUGGUAAUAGCAAAUGAUGUUGACGUCCAAAGGUGUAACCUCCUUAUCCACCAAACAAAAAGAAUGUGCACUGCUAACUUGAUUGUCACAAAUCAUGAAGCGCAACACUUCCCUAGUUGCCAUUUAAAUAACAAUCAUUCUAAUGCCUCCGAGACUGAAGUGUUGAAGGUGCCAAAUCUCAGUCAACUUCUAUUUGAUCGUGUCUUGUGUGAUGUUCCUUGCAGCGGGGAUGGUACUCUCCGUAAGGCUCCUGAUAUAUGGAGGAAAUGGAGCGUUGGAAUGGGUAAUGGACUUCAUGGUCUACAAGUUCAGAUUGCAAUGCGGGGUCUCGCUUUGCUUAAAGUUGGUGGAAGAAUGGUUUACUCAACUUGCUCUAUGAAUCCAGUUGAGAAUGAGGCUGUGGUUGCUGAGAUUCUGCGGAGGUGCGGGGGGUCUGUCGAACUUCUUGAUGUCUCCAGUGAGCUUCCUCAGCUUGUUCGCAGACCAGGUCUUAAGAAAUGGAAGGUUCGAGAUAAAGGGAUCUGGUUAGCUUCUUACAAAGAUGUCUCCAAGUUUCGCAGAGAUGGGAUUAUUGCCAGCAUGUUUCCUUCUGGCGUAAACUAUGUGGAUGCAUCUAGAGAUGACCAUGAUACAGUCUUGGGAGAAAGGCAUGAUGGUGCUGGUAAUGGAAACUCUGAAAAUGGGUUGCAGUUGACGGAAAAUUCAGUGGCUUCGACAGUUGUUCUUGAUGAGGAAGUUUCAAGUCUCCCUUUAGAACGUUGCAUGAGGAUAGUUCCUCAUGAUCAGAAUACUGGGGCCUUUUUUAUUUCUGUCUUCCACAAAUUCUCUCCUUUGCCUGCUAUUCAGAAAAAACCUGUUCGUCUGCGUGGGCAAUUGUAUUCUAGUAAUGAUAAUUGGACGGAGAAAUUAUCAAAUGAAGUGAAGGAAGAUUCAGAUGGGUUGGAAGUCAAUCCAGCAGUUGUUAUAGGUGAGCAACUUCCAGAAACAGCUCCCGAAGCUGAUUUACUUGAUAAUGAAACGCAGGAAACCGCUUUGGAUGUUGAUUCUGUUAAAAUGGGUGAAGAACCAGAGGAGAAGGAAACUGUGGCUCCUCUUGAUAAGGAAACUGGUGUCCCAGUAUCUAGAGGAAAGAGGAAGUUACAGAUUCAAGGGAAGUGGAAAGGUGUUGACCCUGUUGUUUUCUUCAGGGAUGACGCUGUCGUAACUAGCAUAAAGACAUUCUACGGUAUUGAGGAAUCAUUUCCAUUCUGUGGUCACCUUGUCACGAGGAACAGUGAUACUAACCACGUGAAGAGAAUUUACUAUAUAUCAAAAUCAGUUAAAGAUGUUCUUGAACUGAAUGAAGCAGGGCAGCAACUCAAGAUAACUUCAAUUGGCCUGAAGAUGUUUGAACGACAAACGUCAAAGGAGGGUAACUGCUCACCAUGUGCAUUUCGGAUAUCAUCUGAAGGAUUGCCACUUCUUCUUCCACAUAUAACCAAGCAGAUCCUACCCGUGUCCCCAGUUGACUUCAAGCAUCUCUUGCAAUAUAAAAGCAUUAAAAUUCCGGACUUCGUUGAUGCUGAAUUCAGAGAGAAGGCUUCAAAGCUAAUGAUGGGAUGUUGUGUGGUGGUUUUAAAUAAAGGUAUCCAAACCUUGUCAGAUCCUCCUCAAACAGAUGCUUCAACAAUUGCCAUUGGAUGCUGGAAAGGUAGGAGUAGCAUCUCUGUGAUGGUGACAGCAAUUGACUGCCAGGAAUUGUUAGAAAGGCUAUUGAAAUGCAUGGAGACUAAAGAGGACCCCCUACUGCAAGAAAGGGAGGACUCUAGUGUUAUUGCAGAUGAAGCAGUGAAAAUGAAUGAUGUUGAACUUGAAGAUCCAAUAACAGUUAAACUUGCAACUGUUGGUUAAGCUAACAACAAUUUUUUUGAGUCUGCUUUUUAAGUGUUUUUAUUAUUUUUUUUUUGUCACCUACUCAUCAAAAGUUAUAGUAGGGUUGUUUUCAUGUUUGUUUCAAUGUAACAUUGUACUACAGCCGAUUAUGUUAAGAACAUUAUUAUUCUUA
This is a messenger RNA of Cornus florida, 2919 nucleotides long. RefSeq lists its product as uncharacterized. The record is from RefSeq and is a predicted model, not a curated record. The transcript has 15 exons. Gene Ontology annotation, biological process: RNA methylation. The coding region runs from base 210 to 2765 and encodes 851 amino acids. Gene Ontology annotation, molecular function: RNA binding; tRNA (cytidine-N5)-methyltransferase activity. NCBI's taxonomy places the organism in Eukaryota, Viridiplantae, Streptophyta, Magnoliopsida, Cornales, Cornaceae.